ACGUGACUCGCGUCGCGAAACAUGGCGCGCGGACUCGCCACGAAGAUGGCUGCCGCGCGUUACGAAAGACCGGACGAUAUAACGCGGGGAAGCCGUUUCCCGAACGUUCAGACAUCCGCCGCGCCGCCGUCCGCUCUCCUCAGUCGCCGGGCACGGUGGUGGCCGCCGGCGCGAUGGUAUACGACAUCAAGUGGCUCAUACCGCAACUACGGAACCCGUCCCGGCUGUGGAACAUCGCGAGCAGCAUAACCUUCGCGGCGGUGGGCAUUUUUUCCAAGAUCAUCAUAGAAUGGCUGAACAAAACGACGGUGUACAACAAGCACAUUAUCGUGCGCGCCUUAGACCUCCGGCCGAAAAACGUUCCGCUCAUUACCGUGUCGAAUCAUCACAGUUGCUUCGACGAUCCGGGUAUAUGGGCGACCCUGGACGUCCGGCACGGGUUUAAUCGACGUAAGAUACGAUGGUCGCUCGCCGCGCAGGACAUUUGUUUCACGAAUGUCUGGCAUUCCUACUUUUUCAUGCUCGGCAAGUGCAUACCCAUCGUCCGCGGCGACGGCGUGUAUCAGGCAGCCAUGGACUUCUGCAUCGAAAGGCUGGCCCUUGGCGAGUGGGUGCACGUCUUCCCCGAGGGAAAAGUCAAUAUGCUUAAGGAAGACAUGAGGUUGAAGUGGGGCGUGGGUAGAUUAAUAUUAGAAUCGCCCGUCACGCCUAUUGUAAUUCCUAUCUGUCAUCUCGGUAUGGAUGAAGUACUUCCCAACGAGCCGCCGUAUAUGUUUAAAAUGGGAAAGAGAGUUACCAUGAAUUACGGCGAGCCCAUAGACUUUAGCGGAUUGCUGGCCGAAUUGCGGGAGUCGCAGGCGAGCGAGACGGAGGCGCGAAAAGCGAUAACCGAUCACAUUCAGCAAGAGCUUUCAAGAUUGAAAGCAGCAACGGAAAAGCUUCACUCUAAGUUAUGACGAAGAUGAUGCCUAUUCCUUCGUCUCCCUCCGUCUAGCCUUAAUUUGCCAAAUAUAUAAAGAGAAAUUGAUAACGUCACAAAAGUGAGAUUUGUAUGUAACGUAAUCCCGUGAGAAAUUUGUAUAUGUAAACGUAAAUCUUGUGCGACAUCAGUUUCCUUUUUAAUGCGUACAUUCGUAUUGUAAUAGUAUUUUUGACAAUAUUGAGUAUCGUAAUGUAAGCAUCAAUUGUGUAAGAAGUCAUUUUGCGAAACUGACGUUUCCAUCGUUUUUUUUAAUAAUUAUUCCACGUAACUCUCCGAGAAAUCGCUUGAUACUCUCACCAUAAUGUAUCCUACAUAUUUUUUAAUAUGAAAUUAAAAUGUUUAUUUCACGAUAUUAAUUUUUUUUUUACUAAUUUCAAGGACAGACUGUAUCGAUGAACUCCGUUCCCGGUUGGUUUCAUUAUAGAGAUUUAAUUUUUAAAUGAUAAAUAGUGACUAAUAGCGGAUUAUUUUUAAUUAUAAAUAAUUAUAAUUAUAAACAAUUUUUUAUAAGCAAAGAACUGAUUGCAUUCAUCAGAGAUUUGUAAGAAGAUAAGGUGCACAAGCUUUCGAUACAUUUUGCUGAUUUCCUUCUCGGAGAGUUACAUAUUUCUUGGAUAACGUCUAUUGUACACAUAUACCGCCUUGUAUAAUAAUUUAUAAAUAUCUGUAUACAGAAUGUCCCACUUCUCGCGCGCAAAAGUAGGAUUUCUUGUAUAUUAUAUAUGUACAUAGUACGACUAAUUAUAACGCUAUCAUUAUGAUUUUACGAUGAUUGUCAAUAAAAGUUUUGAUAGUACAAGCGGAGACUACGUAAUGCAACUAAGGUUUAAUAACGUAACGUAUAAAAUGAGAAAAAUCGUGCCAGUACCUCAUCCAUUAUUUUAUUUUUCGGAGAUCUAAGGUGUCACUAUUAGCGCAAGUAUAGCGCACACACGGCCAUUAUUGAUUAUACGCUUCGCGCUCUCGUUAGAAGCACCGUGCCAAUUAAUCGAUUUCUACUCGUUUUGCUAAGGGCCGCGUAAUAGGCAUUCGCGUUUGCAGUUAAGAUAAACGAGCACCGAACAACUAAUGCACAGGGCGCCUACGUGGAAGAAACCACUCGUAAGUUGUAAUGUUGUAAUUUUAAAAUUUGCAUAAAAACUCGUUUGAAAAAGCAUGGAUGUGGCUGCAGCAUGGACGGGAAGUGCGUUUUUACUUCACUUUAUAGCUGUGAAAGAAAACCAGAAGCCAAUGUAUUCGUUCGCCGAUGAUGCAUGAUUGUUUUUUUUUUUUUGGAUAUUUAUUGCGAUAUAUUUAAGUCGUUACAACAGCUGUUAUUAUGACAAUCGCAUAUCUAUGUACGCUCCCGUGCGUGUGCGUAUAUAUACACAAUGUCGAAUACACAUACUUUUAUACUAUACACACGGACUGCUAUCAAAAUUUUUGGGGCUAUUCGAACGUGAUAAAUUUAUAUAUGUAUCAUAUACUUGUUGAAUAUAUUAUUAAGUAUUAAAAUAUUUCGUCUUUCUCUAUCGUCUGAAAUAAAAUUGUCUUGUUUGUUUUAUCGUUUGACAUUUUCUCUUAACAGUAAACGCAAAAUUUGUUCCCUUCCCUAGAUUACGUCAGGUCUCUACACGACUUCUGCAUGCUAUGUACACUACCUGUUUACAAAUGUGUGUAAGGCAAUGACUUCGAAAGGGAGUAAUCUAAAGUAACGCAUAAAAAUCAUGUCAAUUACGAAGGACUCUUAAAGAGCUCGGUAGUAAUCGAUUCUGAACAUUUCAUUACUAUGUGCACAACACAAUUUAAUACCAUAAAAGAAUAUUUUUCUUGCCGAUAAACGUUAACUUUAUCGUCUUUCGGC
Messenger RNA from Vollenhovia emeryi, 2825 nucleotides. It is a transcript of the gene Taz, whose product is annotated as tafazzin homolog. Lineage: Eukaryota; Metazoa; Arthropoda; Insecta; Hymenoptera; Formicidae. The coding region runs from base 174 to 956 and encodes 260 amino acids. Gene Ontology annotation, molecular function: 1-acylglycerophosphocholine O-acyltransferase activity. Gene Ontology annotation, cellular component: mitochondrial membrane. The transcript has 5 exons. Gene Ontology annotation, biological process: cardiolipin acyl-chain remodeling; inner mitochondrial membrane organization. The record is from RefSeq and is a predicted model, not a curated record.